Molecule: messenger RNA, 2148 nt
Organism: Oppiella nova
Lineage: Eukaryota; Metazoa; Arthropoda; Arachnida; Sarcoptiformes; Oppiidae
Source: the annotation of a GenBank genome assembly
AUGAAUCCCGAAGAAGACAUUCUCGAGCACCGCAUUCCUCUUAGUCCUGAACGGACUCAUACCACUCAUACUGUGGAUCAGUCUCACAGUCAUGUCAACCCUAAUCAAAGUCAACGGCCCAUUGAAUUAGUUUUUCAAAAUAUUUCCGUUUCUAUUAAAUCAAAAUCAUUGAGCGCUAAAUCACCACAAGAACGAAGAGUUCUUCGGGAUAUCAGUGGUUACGCCAAACCCGGACAGGUAUUAGCAGUAAUGGGACCGUCGGGUAGUGGAAAGACUACUCUCUUAAGUACAUUAAGUGGACGAUUGAAACCCAACUGCGGGUGCAUUACUAUGAAUGGCGAAGCAAUUAAUAAGCAAUUGAGACGUAAAAUAUGUUAUGUCUUACAACAGGACAUCUUCUUCCCCAGUCUUACUCUCAGACAAACACUAAUUGUAAGACCGAAAUAUACGGCACAACUCAGGCUUCCAGACUCAAUGGACUUUAAUGAAAAGGCCAGUCAUGUGGAGAAGAUUAUUGAUGUUCUCGAUCUAAGGCACUGUCAGGACACCAUAAUUGGAGAUAUUAUGAAGAGAGGCCUAUCGGGAGGCGAGAAGAAGAGGGCGAACAUUGCCUGUGAAUUGUUAACCAAUCCUAAUAUUCUCUUAAUUGAUGAGCCGACAUCGGGUUUAGAUUCGAGUACAGCUCAUAGUCUGAUGCAAACACUGAAGGACUAUGCGGUGAAAGAGAAGAAGACAAUUGUGGCCACUCUUCAUCAGCCAUCGUCUCAAAUGUUUUAUAUGAUCGACAAGUUAUUGCUGUUAUGUUGCGGACGAUUAGCCUAUUUUGGAGAUAUUUCAGCAGUUGUUCCCUUCUUCAAUGGUAUUGGUUUGGAGAUCAGUUCGCACUAUAAUCCGGCAGAUUUUGUUAUGGAGAAAGUGAAGAACACUUCACUCCAGGAGAAGAUCAUCACUGCAGCCAAAGCUCUGCCUAAAUUGCCUUCCGAUGAAUCAGACGACGCCGUUCUGACCCAUAGUUCCUAUAAGGAAGACCAGAGUCAUGAGUCACACAACUUUCACGAGGAAUCAGAUCAAUUGAUUGACAAUCACGAGAAUCUGAAACCAAUUGAAUUGCAUGUCGUUAUUGACGACGAGAAGGGUUUGCAUCGAGUGUACGAUAAGAUUGUUUGUGACGACGACUCCGGCAGGUCUUCUUGGUCUCAGACCGACCGCAGCUCAACCUCAACCUUCUCGUCCAACUGUUCAUACAAUGAUGAGAUUUGCAUUAACUUAUACUCGCAGCCAAUGGACCAGAAGUGGCCGACCAGCUUCUGGACUCAACUCAGAGUAUUAACGAAACGCAACUUUUUUGAAGCGCGACAUCGAAUGCUCUCUAAACUGAAUUGGAUUCAAACCAUUGCCUUAGCACUAGUGGCCGGACUUAUAUGGUUUCAAGUGGUCAGGAGUGAGGACACACUCAACGAUGUGAGGGGAUGGAUGUUCUUCACCACAACCUAUUGGAUGCUCUUUGCGCUGUUCGGGGCCCUCAUAUCGUUUCCCUCUGAGAGAGACGUCAUCAACAAAGAGCGAUCGUCGGGUGCCUACCGUCUGUCCUCUUACUAUAUCGCAAAAAUGAUUGGAGAACUUCCACUCACAAUAACCCUGCCGUCAGUAUUCUUCAUAAUAUCGUACCCAAUGCUCGGCUGGUCCAACACAUCCACAUUCCUCUCGUUGUGGGCUUUUCUCAUACUCUCGACAGUUUGUGCUCAAAGUGUGGGUCUAUUCAUAGGCGCCUCCUGUACUGACUUAGAAGUGUCGGUCACACUCUCGGCGUUGUACUCCUUGUCAACGAUGCUGUUCGCCGGCUACUACUCGGCCACAAUGCCGGUGUGGCUCUCAUGGCUGCGCUACUGCUCUAUCGUGUACUACGCCUUCUUGAAUAUGCAAAUGAGUGAGUUCUUCAACGGACCUCCAAUCAAGUGUUCAACAAAGACGUCCCAAUUCUUGUCGUGUAAUUUAAAUGAAACUCAUUAUCAAAACGAGAGUAUUUCGCAAACGAUUCCUUAUUCGGAACUAUCGGUUCACUUGGAUAUCAUGAAUGAAGGCUCUGAACCGCUGCCCAUUUGGUUCAAUACUAUAUACUCAGAUAUUUCCGAAAACCAAAAUAAAUGA